This is a messenger RNA of Laccaria bicolor S238N-H82, 507 nucleotides long. RefSeq lists its product as uncharacterized. The record is from RefSeq and is a predicted model, not a curated record. The coding region runs from base 1 to 507 and encodes 168 amino acids. Lineage: Eukaryota; Fungi; Basidiomycota; Agaricomycetes; Agaricales; Hydnangiaceae. The transcript has 5 exons.
AUGCGCUUCACUAGUAGCCUUGCCUUCAUCGCAGCUUUAACCCUCGCAAACCUUUCCAGCACUUUUGCUAUGUUGCCUAUCCAAGUUGGGAAAUACGGCAUCGUCAGCCAGAGGACUGCCACCUUCCUCCAAGCAGCCGACAACUCUACGGCCCUCUUCGCCUUCUCAACAGACAUCCCACCCCCCUAUCCAACGAUCUUCACCUUGAUCCCCGGCAUCGAAGGCGGGUUCACCCUGAAGCUAGAAGGCUUGGGCGGGGAGUAUGUCACCCGACAUGCUAAUGAAGAAACUUCUGUUGGAUACGUCGUCGGUCCCGGCUGGGCCGCCCUUGAUUGGGGUAUUUCCCCGGCUGGGGAUGAGACCUACGUUAUAAAGGUUAUCGAUAGGGAUGUUGUUUGGACCGCUGAUCCUCCAGGCGGACCCAUUUCCCAGAUAAUCCUAGCACCCGUGACCGGACAGAAGGCACAGACCUUCAUGUUCGUCAAGUAUCCUUUUGAGAGCCAGUAG